Messenger RNA from Anisakis simplex (herring worm), 1368 nucleotides. The record is from the annotation of a GenBank genome assembly. NCBI's taxonomy places the organism in Eukaryota, Metazoa, Nematoda, Chromadorea, Rhabditida, Anisakidae.
AUGGCUCAGUCUGGUAAAAUGUUUAAGCGUGAAGUGGUCAGUUUGCAUGUUGGACAAGCUGGUGUGCAGAUUGGGAACGCAUGCUGGGAACUGUACUGCCUAGAGCAUGGCAUACAACCGGAUGGAAUCAUGCCUGCAGAUCAAACACUCGGUGUUGAGGACGGCUCAUACAAUACGUUCUUCUCUGAGACUCAUUCAGGAAAACACGUUCCAAGAGCGGUUUUCGUCGAUCUGGAGCCCACUGUGAUAGAUGAGGUCCGUACCGGAACGUACAAGAAUCUAUUUCAUCCGGAACAGCUGAUUUCCGGCAAAGAAGAUGCAGCCAAUAACUAUGCCAGAGGUCACUACACGAUUGGCAAAGAGUUGAUCGACGUUUGUAUUGACCGCAUUAGAAGACUAACUGAACGAUGUAACGGACUUCAAGGAUUUUUGUUAUUCCAUUCGUUUGGUGGUGGAACUGGAAGUGGUUUCGCAUCGCUGAUUAUGGAAAGACUAUCGGUUGAUUACGGUAAAAAGGCAAAACUCGAGUUCAGCAUCUAUCCCGCACCACAAAUUAGCACAGCAAUGGUUGAACCGUACAAUUCAAUAUUGACAACCCACACAACAUUGGAGCAUUCGGAUUGUUCUUUCAUGGUGGACAAUGAAGCGAUUUACGAGAUUUGUCGUCGAAAUCUGGAUAUUAAAAGUCCAACGUAUACAAACUUGAAUCGUUUGAUCGCGCAGAUCGUCAGCUCAAUCACAGCGUCGUUGCGUUUCGAUGGCGCUCUGAAUGUAGAUCUGACCGAAUUUCAAACAAAUCUGGUGCCGUAUCCUAGAAUUCAUUUCCCAUUGGUCACAUACUCACCCAUUAUUUCUGCCGAAAAAGCCUAUCAUGAGCAAUUAUCAGUUGCUGAGAUAACAAACAAAUGCUUUGAACCGGGCAGUCAAAUGGUUAAAUGUGACCCUAGAAAUGGCAAAUAUAUGGCUUGCUGCUUACUCUUCCGUGGUGAUGUGGUACCAAAAGAUGUUAAUUCAGCGAUUGCAACGAUUAAGACCAAACGUGCGAUACAAUUCGUUGACUGGUGUCCAACAGGCUUCAAAGUCGGUAUAAACUACCAACCUCCAACGGUGGUGCCAGGCGGUGAUCUGGCCAAAUUGCAACGAGCCGUUUGUAUGCUGUCGAAUACGACGGCAAUUGCCGAGGCAUGGGCUCGUUUGGAUCACAAGUUCGAUUUGAUGUACGCCAAAAGGGCUUUUGUGCAUUGGUACGUCGGUGAAGGUAUGGAAGAAGGAGAAUUCUCUGAGGCUCGAGAAGAUAUGGCAGCGUUGGAGAAAGACUACGAAGAAGUGGGUGUAGAUUCAUUUGAUCCGAAUGACGAGGAAUAUUGA